Molecule: messenger RNA, 7070 nt
Organism: Perca fluviatilis (European perch)
Lineage: Eukaryota; Metazoa; Chordata; Actinopteri; Perciformes; Percidae
Product: signal-induced proliferation-associated 1-like protein 1
Exons: 18
Coding region: 387-5312 (1641 amino acids)
Biological process (GO): activation of GTPase activity; regulation of small GTPase mediated signal transduction
Cellular component (GO): cytoplasm
Molecular function (GO): GTPase activator activity; protein binding
Source: RefSeq, a predicted model, not a curated record
GAGAGAGAGGGGAGGCUGCCUGAAUGAUCUCAUCCUUCCAGCAGCUGCAUAGCGCAGCGAGGCAAACCCGUAACUUUCUAUCAAACUUCAAAGUUGCCUUUCUGAGGACGACACCGGGCAUUUUCGGUUUAAACCGGAGCAAACACGUUUCCCGAGAAGGAUUCUUUGUUUGGAGUAAGAUUAAUGCCAAGUGGCAGUGGCGACACAGUUGAGGAAGCAGUAUGCAGGCUUGAUUGCCGAAGAGGUGGGCUUGCCCCUUCACUUUUUCUGCCUCUUCACUUGUUGAUCCAGACGACCACACUGCUCAUGAAGUCAGGGAGCAGCAUCACAUCCCAAAGGCAACCAUGUCUCCCUACUAAGUGCCUUUAGCCUUUUGCACUGGUGUCAUGACCAGCCUGAAGCAACCACCCAUGGAGCGCACCGUUGGGGGUUCCAUCCCCGCCACUGAUGAGUUUUACACCCGCCACCUCCGUAUGGUCAAUGGAGGGGCUGUGCCAACCCGCACAGACAAUGUCCAUGCCACUGUGAGUACAGGAGUGCCUAAAAUGGGUGUCCGGGCUCGGGUGGCUGACUGGCCCCCAAGGAAAGACAUUGCAGGGGUUAUGUGGCACUCAGCUACAGAGCCUGAGAACUCUGGUGUGCCCUCUGCUGGAAAAAGUCACAUUAAAUUAGGCUCUGUAAUGAGCCCUCAAGACUCGUCAAUGCUGCGUAACAUUCACAAUACUUUGAAGAAUCGAACCCAGGCCCAGGCCAACAACUACAGCCCUGACACUCGAUACCUAGCCCCAGGUGACUAUAGAGGCCCUGCACAUAGAAACCCACGACAAAGACGCAUCCGUCAGCGGAGCAACAGUGACAUGACUAUCAGUGAGAUGGAAGGCAGUGGAGACAGUGGAGAGGACUGGGGUCCAGCAUUGGGAGCCAAAUGGUCCCCUCUUCAUCGCGAAUACGGUAGCACCUCCUCAAUAGAUCAGCAUGGUGCAUCUGGAGAGAGCUUCUUUGAAAUGCUUAGGGGCUAUCAAGGGGACAAAGUUGACCAGCGUAGCCCUGCUCCAGAGAAACUGGAGGACAUGCUGAAUGUUGGGCCCAAGCAGGCCAGCCUUGAUCUUCAGGAGGAUGUCGUAGACAGCCAGCCUCCUAAAGCCAGAGAUAAGCCCCCAAAGAGACGAACUAAAUCUGAGACAGGGGGUGAGUCUAUAUUCCGCAAACUUCGGAACGUGCGGGGUGAGUCGGACUCCCCCAGAACGGGGUCUGACGUAGAGGACAGCCGGACAGAGGACACGGGCCCCCCUUUCAAGCCCUGGGUGUGUCAGAAAGGCUUUGCCCACUACGAUGUUCAAAGCAUGCUGUUUGACCUCAACGAAGUUACUCAGUUGCGGCAGAUUGCCGGCAAGAGGAAAAACACCACCACAGGGGCAUCUGCUGCUGCUGUAGCCUCGGCUACCUCCACCCUCUCGUCCACACACAGCCUGCCUUACAGCUCCCCGAGUGGCAGCCAGGAAGAGCUCAGUUCUAGGGACAGUCCUGGUCUGGAGGCAGGGGAUGAACAGAGCAAUGAAAUGCUGCUAAGUUGCCCCUGCUUCCGCAACGAGAUAGGUGCUGAUGGCAAUGGGAGGCGCAGACUGGGAGUAGGGGGGGCAGGGUAUCAUGGGCUUGUGGGUGGUGGAGCAGGUAAUAGUGGCUCAGGUACCCUGAGUGGGGAAGGAAACUUGUACGAAACAUCUGUGAGCACGCACUGCACAAAUGCUGGGGUAGCAGUGCUUGAGGGACCAAAGGAAGGCCCCAGCACGCUCAGCGGAAAAGGCAAACAAUACAUUGUGGAGCAUGUGGACCUGGGAGCCUACUACUAUAGGAAGUUCUUCUACCUUAGGGAGCACUGGAACUAUUUUGGGAUGGACGAGUCGCUGGGUCCAGUGGCAGUGAGCCUGCGCAGGGAGAAGCUGGAGGAGGACAAGGAGCACGGCCAGCAGUAUAACUACCGUCUCAUCUUCAGAACCAGUGAGCUGACCACUCUUCGAGGUUCUAUCCUGGAGGAUGCAGUGCCUUCCACCUCUAAGCAUGGCACCACCCGGGGGCUGCCUAUCAAGGAGGUACUGGAGUACCUUCUCCCUGAGCUGGAUAUGUCCUGCCUCAGACUGGCCCUCAACACACCCAAAGUCACUGAGCAGCUGAUGAAACUGGAUGAACAAGGGCUGAGUUUUCAAGUGAAGGUGGGGGUGAUGUACUGCCGAGCGGGCCAGAGCACCGAGGAGGAGAUGUACAACAACGAGAUAGCCGGUCCUGCCCUGGAAGAGUUCCUCCAACUGUUGGGGGAGAAGGUUUGCCUCAAGGGCUUCACCAAGUACAGAGCCCAGCUGGACACUAAAACGGAUUCCACAGGUACUCACUCCCUGUACACGACUUACAAGGACUACGAGAUCAUGUUUCAUGUGUCGACUCUGCUGCCUUACACACCCAACAACAAACAACAGUUACUGAGGAAACGCCACAUAGGGAACGACAUUGUGACCAUCGUGUUCCAGGAGCCUGGUGCUCACCCCUUCACCCCGAAGGCCGUUCGCUCUCACUUUCAACAUGUCUUCAUCGUUGUACGGGUGCACGAUCCCUGCUCUGACAACACAUGCUACAGUGUGGCUGUCACCCGUUCCCAGGACGUUCCCUCCUUUGGCCCACCAAUCCCCAAGGGUGUGACCUUCCCCAAGUCCACUGUCUUCAGGGACUUUCUGUUGGGCAAAGUCAUCAACGCUGAGAACGCAGCCCACAAGUCAGAUAAGUUUGGUGCCAUGGCAACACGCACACGGCAGGAAUAUCUUCGAGACUUGGCAGAGCGUCACGUGACCAGUACUCCUGUAGAACCCACUGGGAAGUUCCCCUUUAUCUCUCUGGCACACAAACGACGGGAGAAGGUGCGUCCAUACAGUGGGGCGGAGCUGCGGAGCCUAGGGGCCGUGACCUGGCAGGUUCAUGCUGAAGAUCAGGUAGCUGGUGCUGAACGCGAAUGCCUGUUGGCCAUUUCAAAUGACUUCAUCAUCCUAUUGGAUCAGGAGGCCAAAGCGGUGGUGUUUAACUGCGCUACACGUGAUGUGAUUGGUUGGUCAACUGGGAGUCCCGCCUCCAUGAAGAUCUACUAUGAGCGUGGAGAGAGUGUAUCUCUGCGCUCCAUCAAUAACAACACGGAAGACUUUGGAGAGGUUGUCAAGAGACUGGAGCUGUUGACCAAGGGCAGUCAGACCACAGAGAUGACAUUGCGCCGUAACGCCUUGGGCCAGCUGGGCUUUCAUGUCAACUUUGAGGGCAUUGUUGCUGAGGUGGAGCCCUAUGGCUAUGCUUGGCAGGCUGGGCUCAGGCAGGGCAGCCGAUUGGUGGAGAUUUGCAAGGUGUCGGUGGCUUCGCUGUCUCACGAGCAGAUGAUCGACCUGCUCAGAACCUCUGUUACUGUCAAGGUGGUCAUCAUCCCUCCACAUGAGGACUCCACGCCACGCAGAGGCUGCUCAGAAAUCUACCACAUGCCACUAGUGGAUUACAAGAACCACAAGGAGGGCAUGCCCUAUGAGUUAAAGUUCCCUUUCCGCCCUACCAACAACAACAACACCAAGUGGCCACGCACCUCAUCCAGCCCUCAAACACGCGCUGCUGGCACAGGGGGAACGCUGAUCAAGGCCCCGCCUUCAGACUUCAGUGACCGUAACUCUGCUGUUAUUCCCCGAAGUGUGUCCAGCGACGGCCGACCCCUCAACCCCAAAAGAUAUUCCCCAGGGAACGACAACUACGCUCUCGCCUGCUCUAUUGUGAUGGGUCGCACGCUGCACAACACAAACUCCCCUUCCAGCCUCCCCUACACAGACGCCAUGAGCUCCAACCAGUGGAGGCAGAAAUCUAUGCCUGAUGGGUUUAAUAACAACAACUGCCGGUCCCCUGUGUCAUCUGUGCGGCACGUGGCAGGUGAGGGGGUCAAUGGGAUGAAAACGUGCUCUAGCACUGGUGUCGUAUGGACCCGAACUGGGGAGGGGGACAAAACUAGUGCAGACCCUGUGGUUUCCAAGGCAGUAAUUCCUCGACUCCAACCGUCAGAGCAGGGCAGCCAAAUGUCUCCUAACAAAAUCACUAAGCCGGAUGCUCCGUAUUCAUCCAGCCAGUCUAGCAGCAACACACUCUCGAGCAAUGCCUCCAGCUCCGCCCACAGCGAUGAGAAGUGGUACGAAGUCGGCUCAAGUUCUGGAGUGCGGAGCGAUCUGGAGCUCAACGGCUAUCUUCAGGGCACCUCCACUGACAGCGGCAUCGAUGCCACCUCCUUCACUGCCACACAAAGCAGCACAGCUUCCUCCACUGGUGCCUUCAGGGCCAAAGACAAAAUCCCAUGGCAGGAUGACCCAGCAGACAGCCAGAGGGCCUCGGAAUCUUCACCUCCGACACCAGACUCUCUCGUUGCCACUGGAGGCAGUGAGAUUCCAGCAAAGAGUCCAUCAGCAUUUCCCCUCGUUCCUGAUAGUGGCUCCUACAGCCUCAGUGAUGCCGCCUCCCACUCCAGCACACUCAGUUCUGGCCUCUCAGGGAGUCCGAUGGAUCAGGGGCAAGACGAGGCAGCGGCUGCGGCCACCUCACCCACAUCACCAGGGACCAAGAGUUUCUACCCUCGUCAAGGAGCAACCUCGAAGUACUUGAUUGGCUGGAGGAAACCUGGGGGAACCGUCAACUCUGUGGACUUUGGAAGCACUCGCAAACGGCACCAGAGUGAUGGUCUGCUGGGUGGUCAGCCGCAGCUCAGGGCCAAUCUCCGGGGCUCCCAGUCGCCCCAGCGGCACACUGCCAAGUCCAGCUUGGAAGAGGACUUGAAGAAGCUCAUCACACUUGACAGCCCUCCACCCACUACAAGUGAAGAGAAGCCAAUGUUUCCGGGUCCGCUAGCGACUCGUCGCUCCCUCCAGAGAACUCUGUCAGAUGAGAGUAUUUACAGCGGGCAGAGAGAGCCAUCUUCUAGUGGACAGCGUGACACGCCUACUGACCUUCUGUUCAGCUGCUCCACCAUGCCACGCUCGCCCACCAAUCGCCACGGACCAAGCCAGCGAGCAUCACACAAAUUUUUAAUCCCAUUAAAAGGGAAACCAGCAAGUCUGUUGUUGAACCUCAAACCUAAGAUCACAUUGCUCACACGUCUUUGUCGCCACCAGGAGAAGGAUGCCAAGGCAUCACUGCAGGCUCAGAUCCAGAGCCUGCGAGAGGACAACCAGCGUCUCCUGGAGGAGUCCUACAGCGCCUCAGCCAAGCUCAAGAAGUUCACAGAGUGGGUCUUUAACACCAUCGACAUGAACUGAUGCACAUAGAUGUAGUCUGCUCUACAUUAGGAGUUUGACCAUUACUCAAGCCAAUCUGAAACUUGGUUGUUCAGUGCUGCACACACAACAAACUCACCACAUGAACUGUUUCUCUCUGGCUUUUACAAACCAGUGCCAACAUGAAUUUACAUGUCAUCUGUCUUUAGCCUUGCGGAUCUGUGGUAUAAUCACCAUGAAAGAUUUUUGGGAAAGAACAGGGGAAUAAAAGAACUGUGUGUCAGUUUUAAACAGCAUGCACUCCCUUCCUUAGAAUUUCACAAAUAUGAUGCUUUGUGUCCGAUCUAAUAGAUUGUUGGUAUCCUUGCAUGUCAGAGACAGCAAGAUGUUGAAACUAACCUAAAGGGAUUUAAAGUUACUGUCCCUAUUUAGCUCCCCAGCUAACCUAAUUACAAGUGAACAGAUUUCCAAUUAAAAAGCUCCAACACAAUUUUAAAUGUGUUCCUGCAAGAGUUUGUGCCACAUUACUCUGCUAGAGGUUUACACUUUCUAAGAAUUAAGCGUGUUGUAAAUUACUUGCUGUUCAAUUUUACCAAUUCAGUGAUAUGACUGAUUAUUUUUUUAUUACUAACCAAAAGAAAAGAACUAUAUGAGAUGAUUGGGAGAUGUCGGCCCUCAUAACUAUGCUUUUUCGGUAGCAGUGUGGGUAGGUAGACACAGACAGACAGACCCUCUGCAUAGCACAUAUCUGUCAACACUGUAAGGUCAAGUCUGUAAUGCCUGUGUAAUUAUAUCAAAUGUUUAACUUCUAGAGGGUUAAAAGCAAGUACAAGUUGUACAGGACUACUGGUCAGCUGAUGAAAAGAAUAUAUUGUAAAAUCACACAACAAUAUGGGUUCCAUAAAGAGAGAGAGUGACAGUUCAGUGUCACUCAUUCAGAUUAUUGUAAAUAUAUUUGACGUUAACAUUUAUUUUCUCACCUCUGCCCUUGAUAUGUGUGAAGAGUAUUUAUGACAAAGAUGAUGGCCAAGAAAAGAAAAACAGCCAUAUACGGUUAGAGAUCUGCAUGUACUUAUGAUGGCCAGUCUCCUAUAAUAUAUACAAUAUAUAUACUUUAACUCCAAACUGAGUUUAACAGAAAAAGCUAACUUUUGAUCCAAAAUACUAAUUCUUAUAUUUUUUGAAAGUCCUUAUGCAAUGGAUUGAUUGACAGUGCCAACUAGUGUUGACAACAUACCCUCCGUUCUUAGCAUGCUAAAAGGCCUCAAUCUGAUCCUCAAUUCUCUCAAUAGAUUAAAUCGGUACUGCUCAAUAUGAUUACAUUGUAAGAUAUUGUGCAAAUCCUGAAAUUCCAGCUACAGAGUUCUCUGUAGUGUGUAAAUCCUGCUUGUAAGCCCGACCUCAAUUUGGUCUGUAGUAGACCACACAAAGACUUUAUUUAAGCCUUAUAACUGUUUCCUUUUGUAUUCAGAUACUGUGCAACUGUAUAUAAGGAGAAUUUGAUAUGCAUCAGAAUUUGCACCUUCAUUCUUUUUUUUUAAUUGAUUCUUUUGUAUUUCUGCUUUACUGGCUAGGAUAUAGUGGAGAGUGAGAGGAACAAUAUGGAAGAUAAACAGGGGAGGCAUAAGACAGGACAAAGACCAUGAGCUGGACUCAGAUGAAUGAGUCCCAGGCCCCUAGCACAGCAGAACGCCCCUGCACCUUCAUUCUUAACAUGUGUGACAGCAUGUGAUUCUGUUUCCAUUGAGCUGUGAUGUGUAAAAAUGUUUAUAUCUAUUAAAAAUAUUUUGUUGAAUUACA